Molecule: messenger RNA, 3927 nt
Organism: Cyphomyrmex costatus
Lineage: Eukaryota; Metazoa; Arthropoda; Insecta; Hymenoptera; Formicidae
Exons: 14
Coding region: 1-3927 (1308 amino acids)
Cellular component (GO): nucleus
Source: RefSeq, a predicted model, not a curated record
AUGAACGCAUGCUCAUAUUGCAAAAAGCUAGGUGCUACUUUGGGUUGUUGUAAUAUAAGAUGCAAACGGAUUUUUCAUUUUCCUUGUGGUGUGAAAGCUGGUUCUCUGCAUCAAUUUUUCGGUGAAUUUAGAUCGUAUUGCAAAAAUCACAGACCGAAACAAAACAUUGAUGAACAAGUUCUAAAACAGGCUACUUCAGUAGAUGUAGUAUGUUACAUUUGUUAUGACAAAGUUAACACUAAUGACAUUGUGAAGUCGUUAUGGGCUCCUUGCUGUAAAAAGGAUGCAUGGUUUCAUCGCAUUUGUGUUCAACAACUCGCAUUAAGUGCUGGAUAUUUUUUCAAGUGCCCCUUAUGUAACAAUAAAAAAGAUUUUCAAAAAGCUAUGUUAGAAUAUGGAAUUUUCGUACCAAGUCAAGAUGCUUCGUGGGAAUUGGUACCAAAUGCAUUUGAAGAGCUUUUAUACAGGCAUGAUCAGUGCGAUGCAUCAAAAUGUCUUUGUCCAAAGGGAAGGAAGUAUACAAGUAAUAACGCUAAAUGGGAAUUGGCCCUAUGUCGAACUUGCGGUUCGCAAGGUAUCCAUAUGUUUUGUGGGCAAUUAAAGUGGGCUAAUCCAGUAUGGGAGUGCGAAGAAUGUACAUCAAUAUUGAGUAAUGACCGUGUAAAACUAGAUCACAGUACUUCAAUAGGCAGUCAGAAUAGGAAUUCUGAUUCAGACUUAGAUUCAGACUCAGAUUCAAAUUUGGAUAAUAACAGUGAUACAGACAUCUCUGUGGGAACCGACUUUCCUAUACAGUGCUUAUUGACCGAUUCAUCUUCUUCCUUGGAGUCUCUCCUGGACAUUAAAUUGCGACCUGGGCCACGUUCUUUUAAAAUACAACAGAAAAUGACCAAACUAAACGAAUGGUUAGAUUUGACAAAUACUGAGCUUGAAAAGAAUAUAGCUGUUAUUGAAACUAGCAUGAAAGAUGGAUCAUUAUCAAAAAAUGACGAUGUGAAGAAAGAGCCAUCAACAAGUAAAGAAAGUAAGAAAAGUAAAGAAAAUAUUCUUCAGCGAAGAAGUAAGCAAAAUAGCUCCCAGAAAGAAAAACAGUUAGCUCUUCAGCAAAAAAAUAAGGAAGUUAGCCUCCAGAAAGAAAAACAGUUGCUCAGCAAAAAUGAUGAAAAAUUUCAGCCGAUUCAAAAGAAGAUGGAUGUUAUCACAAUUGAAAGCGAUGAUGAUGAUGUGAAGCUUGUUACAUCAACACAGAAAAUGUAUCUUCCAUUUAAACACAUGCAGCACCGUAUACAAUAUCACAGUUUGUGUCUUCCUAGCACAUCAACGUUAAAGAUGUCAACACAAAAUAUUAAUCUUUCACCUACACACAUGAAGCAGUCUAUACAAUUUGGCAGUUCGAGUUCGUGUCUUCCUAGCACAUCAACAUCGAAGAUUACUCUGUUAGAUGCAACAGAGAAUUUUGCAGCAUCUGAGAGCAAAAGUAUAGCGACAAUCAAUUUAUCAAAGAAAGAGACUUCAAAGGAAAAUAAAUCUACUAUCUUCAAAGACCAAAUCGAUGUAGUUACGCCACAAAAAUCCACGAUAGAUCUGGUUACUUCAAACAAUGUGGAAACCAACACAGAAGAUACUAACGAUUCGUCAGUUAUGAAUAUCAAAAUUACUAAUGUUAUUUCUCUAUCACGUGAAGUAUUCGAAAACGUACCUGAUGUUGUAUGUGACAACAUCACGUUAAAUAAGAAUAUCACUGAUACCUCACUUGUUUCUGUAAAUGAAACAUUGGAGGAACUCGUCACUCAUGUCCCAUCUAUGAAGCGUAGUAUGUACGAAGCGAGUAACAUUACUAACAAUUGUAAGAAGGUUAAAAGAAAUAGUUUCGACGAAAGAUUACACGAAACGUGUUCUCAAGCUGUCCUAGUACCAAUACAAUAUAGUACUGAUACAAAUGAAACAAAUAAUACUCAAAAUGAUGCAGAAAAUAGUGUAAAUAAUACAGAUAGGCAGCAAAAUGAAAGAACAUCUAUAAACACUUUCAAUUCGUUAAACGAUCAAAGAAAUAAUUUAUCUUUACAACAUAAUUCUAAACAAAUUCUUAAAGCGAAUAAUGUGCAACAUUUAAACCAAUUUGUAUCAAAUUUGGAUGGAAAUAAUGUACGUGUUAAUUUAAACCAGAGAAACGAAAACUGUGUUGCACAAGCAAAUACGACAGAAUUCGUGACUUUUGCCGAGAAUAAUCCAGUUUUGUUGCCAAUUGGUAGUUACUAUCUUCAAGAAAUAUCUAACCCGAAUUUUACGACAUUUAAUCAAAAUGUUGGAAGAAAUAAAUCAAACGUAUAUGCUAUACCAUCGAAUAGUGUGAUUCUGCCGAAUAUGACAGAUAAUAUCACUGUGCUUCGUAAUCCGACUCUGCUUAUAAAUCAACCAGUAAUGACUAAUGUAACUGCGCCUGUUUUGAGCGACAAACGAAUAGUAACAGUAAAUCAACAAGAAGCUGCAUUGAAGAAAGAUGUACUUGCUAGUACAUCCAAUGUUGAGAAUAUUUCCACAAAUACAUCUUACUGUGACGGGGAUGCAGGCACCAGGCCUGCUGAACUUGAUUCAACCAACUAUAAAGAAGACCCAUCAAACGAUUCCCUUAGAAACGUCUUCAACAAAAAGACCAUUACUCGCCAAAGAUCUGUCAAAACCUGCAACGUCUUCCCACAAAUUACCAACAACCACACUACAUGUCAUCGACCUGGACUGAUACCGUUUUACAUGAAUCUACAAGACCUUAAAUUUCGAGUUUGCGCGUCUAACAAUAUUCAGAUGACUUUAUAUGAUACAUUCUCUGUAAAUAUCUCGAUGAAAAACCUCAAAGAAAAUAAGAGAUUGACAGGCGUAGCUGCACCGGAGGAAAAAGAAAUGUCCACCAUUGCAUUUCGUGAAGCUUCGUGCAGUUCAGAUUACAUCGACAAUAUCACAACUGCGAGACAAUGUUCUGAUAAGCUUUAUCGCUCUCUGAAGAAUGAAAAUUUGUCAAUUAAUGAUAAAACAUACAUAGCGCACGAUCGGGAUGAUGCUAAAGAGAAUUUAAAUCCGAUCAGAUGUAGAGUACCACCGUAUAACGAUUCAUUAGAUAAUGUAAAUUCGGGGAGCAAUGUUGACAGCGCAAUGAACAAUUGUUUUAAUGAUGAGAAUAGCAAUGAUAGUGAGACGCGUCUCUCAAGUGAUACUAAUGUAAAUAUAUUAAAUCAAACAAUUUGUAAUCCAAAUGUAGAUAAUAUCGUGAAUGAUAUAACGUUCAAUUCGAACAAUUGUAACCGAGGUUCACGAGUUAGUUUAGAAACUGUACAGCAUAAACAAAUGUCCGUACAUAAUGUAAUUUCCAUGCAUACGGAAGAAAGGUCUAAGGCUCAACUAUUUGUCAAAGAAACUAAUAAAAUAGCGCACAGUGUCGAGGUUGAUUUAAAUGUUGUUAAUAUGAAUAAAAACAUUGAGAAAAUAUCGCAAAAUAAUAUCACUAUUUUAAGUCAACAUACUGAUGGCGACAAAAUUGAUAAUGAUCAUAUAGAUGAUUCUCCUACAUUACAGAACGGUUUUAAAUAUUUAGAUAGUAUGAACGUUGUGAAAUCGAAGAUUAAUAAUCGGAACGCCACGCGUGUCUCGAAUAUUACAAGAUUUAACGAUCAUAGUAUUUUAAGUAAGCAAAUCGAUGCAUGCGAUUCUAAAAAGUUAAUUCAAUGCAUAGCAUUUCAAGAAAAUACUGUACAUCAUAACGGUGAGACUAGAACCAAAAGUAAUAAAUUUUGUUUCAAAGUGAGUAUAGAUUUGUGUAAGAUACAAAAUCUAAUCGAUUCUAAACCCGAAUUAUUUAAAAAUCAUAAGUUCAACACUAAUGAUCAGUGGCGUACGCAUACAAAUCAGUUACCUGGCUUAGAUAACUAUAGUUAA